GGCAAAAAGCAAAGCCGUUUUUUUCCUCCUUUCUCUAUAAAGUCUCGUUCAUGCACCAACCAAAUAUCCUAUCUUAGCGACUUAAAAAAAUAAGACUUCAAAAUUUGCUCUUUCAAUAUAAGCCUCCGCAAGAAGUUUCUCAGAAACAGUUUUCUCAAGAAAAUAAUUGAAUUUUCCUCUAAAGCUCACAAAAUUCUCUGAUCUUCCAAACAAAAUAAACCCAUUACAGAAUUUUUACAAAACUAAAACUUCCCUAGCUACCAAAAGAAAAAGAGAGGCAAGACUCAGAUCUGAGAGAGAAAAACAAUGUGUUUGGUGUGUUUAUGUGAUGAGGAAGAGACAGAGUUAGGGAGACAACAAGCACCUGGAUCGUGUCCUUAUUGUGGAGGUAAAGUGCAAAUGCUUGAUGUCGAAAGAAAAUGGAUGUUCUGUUUCGUUCCUCUUUGUUUCAAGAUCAAGAGGAAGUACUCGUGUUCUUCUUGUGAUCGUCGUCUCGUUUUGUAUCAUUAAAAUUAUAAUAUUGUAGUUUUUUUUAUUAAUUUCCUUUCUUAAUAAUUAAAGUCAAUUAAUUAGCGUUUUAAUCAAGGGAAAUAAUUUUAGUCGGUGGUAUUUGGUACGGUUAGUAUAUCUAGUCGUGUAAACCGACAUUGAUCUUUUAGAAAUGUUAUAGAACUAUCUCGAUUCAACCUUAAUGUACUUUUUCUUUUGUCUUCGAGUGUCUUCUUAAGUCGGUCCAAAUUAAAAAGUGUUUCAAAUAUAUGUAAUCGUGUUGUUAGUGUAAUGAUGAAUCUCAAGUUUGGUGUAUUUGUGGCGAUUUCUUUUCUAUAUCACUAGAUAUGUUUGAAGCGGGA
Arabidopsis thaliana (thale cress) is the source of this 851-nucleotide messenger RNA. RefSeq lists its product as uncharacterized. The transcript has a single exon. The coding region runs from base 307 to 510 and encodes 67 amino acids. The record is from RefSeq and is marked reviewed. NCBI's taxonomy places the organism in Eukaryota, Viridiplantae, Streptophyta, Magnoliopsida, Brassicales, Brassicaceae.